UCCUCCCAUCUCUGUGGUCUGCACGGUUCUCGGAGAGUGGCAGGACGGAGGCGCGGGAGGACCAUGAUUGCAGUCUUGGCGGCUGCUCGACGGAGGCUUUUGGGGGGCGAUUCUGGCUGCCGCGUUGCCCUAGUUCAGAGUGUGCACACCAGUCUCCAGAGACUUCAGGAUGUAGCUGAGAAUUCAGCCAGUGAAGCCGCUGAAGCACCUGAGACCCAGAACAACAAGGACUUCAGCUUUUUCCCCCCCGUGCCAGGGAAAGGGAGCACUCUCAGUUGGGCUGGAAAGAAGUUUGAAGAGAUCCCGAUUGCUCAUAUCAAAGCUACGUAUAACAACACCCACAUCCAGGUUGUCUCACCUCAGAACAUCUCUUUGGCCCGGUUAUCGUGUGGCACAGAAGGAUUCAAGAACGCCAAGAAGGGCACUGCCGUUGCCGCACAGACCACCGGGAUCGCAGCAGCAGCGAAAGCCUGUGUGAAGGGAGUGUCCCAUGUGCGAGUGGUCGUGAAAGGCCUGGGCCCUGGACGACUGGCAGCCAUCAAAGGGCUCACCAUGGGGGGCCUGGAAGUGAUCUCCAUCACAGACAACACCCCUAUCCCGCACAACGGCUGCCGGCCACGGAAGGCACGGAGGUUGUGAGGCCAGGGAAGGACAAGACAUUUGCAUGUCCUGAGAUGGCUUGUGCGGUUAUCUCAUCCUUGAUUUUGGGAUGCUGUUACUAGAAGCAAGAAGGCUUUUUUU
Messenger RNA from Gekko japonicus, 741 nucleotides. It is a transcript of the gene MRPS11, whose product is annotated as mitochondrial ribosomal protein S11. The record is from RefSeq and is a predicted model, not a curated record. Gene Ontology annotation, molecular function: mRNA 5'-UTR binding; structural constituent of ribosome; small ribosomal subunit rRNA binding. NCBI's taxonomy places the organism in Eukaryota, Metazoa, Chordata, Lepidosauria, Squamata, Gekkonidae. The coding region runs from base 64 to 639 and encodes 191 amino acids. Gene Ontology annotation, cellular component: mitochondrial small ribosomal subunit; ribosome. The transcript is spliced from 6 exons. Gene Ontology annotation, biological process: translation; maturation of SSU-rRNA from tricistronic rRNA transcript (SSU-rRNA, 5.8S rRNA, LSU-rRNA); ribosomal small subunit assembly.